Molecule: messenger RNA, 1870 nt
Organism: Nelumbo nucifera (sacred lotus)
Lineage: Eukaryota; Viridiplantae; Streptophyta; Magnoliopsida; Proteales; Nelumbonaceae
Product: putative folate-biopterin transporter 6
Source: RefSeq, a predicted model, not a curated record
GUUUUUAUCUUUCUCGAUUGGGUAACAGUGUUCAAUAAAUGGAAAAUGAAAGCCACUUUGGUGGAUUUCUGCAGCAUUUCUCCAGAUUCCCAAGUCAACAAAAGCUAGUUAAUUGCCCAGAUUUUUUAUCUAUGUUCAGUCGUUCAUGUUCUUUGUUUGCUUGCUGAUCCCUUCUGCAACUCAACCUCCAGAUGGGUACCACAGAGACACAAGAGCUUGCAGAGAUUCCUCCACCUGAUCCCUCCAAAGAACAACUCCUAUCUCAUGAUGAAAAGAUCGAGCAGCUUGUGCCGGACACACGCCCAAGCAAGAGUCUUCUCUCCAUCAUCCAACAGCCAUUUCAUUGGCUUCGGAUGCUCUGCAGGGAACUCAACACAAGCUUUGUGCUUGGGGUGGUGCUCGUGUAUGGCCUCAGCCAAGGCUUCUCUGGGUCGUUCUUCCGGGUGGUCUCCGACUACUACUGGAAGGAUGUGCAGAAGGUGCAGCCUUCUGCCGUCCAGUUAUACUAUGGGCUCUAUUACAUCCCUUGGGUGAUGAAACCCAUCUGGGGAUUACUCACCGAUGUCUUCCCGGUGAGGGGUUACCGGCGCCGUCCGUACUUCAUUCUCGCCGGUGCUCUGGGGGCUGUUCCGGCUUUGGUUAUCGCUGUUCAUGCCAAGUUGUCAAUUGUGAUGGCACUGGGUUGCUUAAUUGGGAUUGCAGCAAGCGUGGCAAUUGCUGAUGUGACGAUUGAUGCAUGCAUUGCCAGGAAUAGCAUUGAGAUUCCGGCAUUGGCGCCGGACAUGCAGAGCCUCUGUGGGUUCUGCAUGUCGGCAGGGGCCUUGGUUGGGUACUCCACCAGUGGUUUCUUUGUUCAUCACUUGGGAGCUCAGGGAUCUCUGGGACUUCUGGCACUCCCACCUGCUCUGCUGGUAGUGCUGGGAUUUGUGAUCUAUGAACUGAAGACUAGUGGCCAUUCUGAGAAGAAGAUGGCACUGGACAAGCUAGGGGGAGCAAUCAGUGGCAUGUACAGAACCAUUAAGUAUCCUCAAGUUUGGAAGCCUUCUCUUUACAUGUACCUGUCUCUGGCCCUAAGCAUAAGCACCCAUGAAGGCCAAUUCUACUGGUACACUGACCCCAACGCUGGCCCUGCAUUUUCUCAGGAGUUUGUUGGGAUGAUAUAUGCUAUUGGUGCAAUGGCUUCCAUUGUUGGGGUCCUAGUCUACCACAAGGUUCUUAAGGAAUACCCAUUCAGGAAUCUGCUCUUCUUUGCCCAACUCCUCUAUGCAACCUCAGGCAUGCUUGAUGUUAUCUUUGUCCUUCGAUGGAACCUCAAACUAGGGAUCCCCGACUACUUCUUUGUAAUCCUGGAAGAGUGUGUCUCUCGGAUUGUGAGCAGAAUAAGAUGGAUGCCCAUGAUUGUGUUAAGCACCAAACUUUGCCCUCUAGGCAUUGAAGGAACCUUCUUUGCCCUGUUGAUGUGCAUUGACAGCCUUGGCUCACUCUCAUCCAAGUGGGGUGGAGGCAUAAUUCUACAUAUGUUUCAUGUAACAAGAACAGACUUCACAAACCUAUGGUCAGUACUCUUCAUCAGGAAUAUACUGAGAUUUGCUACAUUGAGCUUGAUUUUCCUUGUUCCUAGAGCAGAUCAAUCCGAUGUUCUGAUACCAUCUGACCUACUGACUAAGGCUCCAGAUGCCGUGUCUUCAGAUGCAGAAGAGGAAGGCUUACAACUUGUGUCCAUGAAUGAGAAACUUGAAGCUUAAGUAGGUACCUUGACAGACAAUCAUACAAGGGUUCUAUACAGUGUAAGAAGUUGAGAAGGGAUAAAUCUUGUAAACAUCAUGUGAAUUCUUGUUCUAAUCUUAUACUUGACAUCUUUGGAGGGUCU